Tinamus guttatus (white-throated tinamou) is the source of this 2464-nucleotide messenger RNA. The record is from RefSeq and is a predicted model, not a curated record. NCBI's taxonomy places the organism in Eukaryota, Metazoa, Chordata, Aves, Tinamiformes, Tinamidae.
GACCACUGUGGAGUACCCAGAGCUGCGCAGUCACGUUCCUCUCUGCCAUUUCUGGGACCAGAGUGAGCCAAGACUGUUUGUAUGUGAAGCGGUCCUGGAGACAAGCUGCCAGUCUCCAGAGCAGAAGGAAGAACAGCCCGAGAGCACACUGGAUGUUUUGAUUAUAUCAUUCUUCAGCACUGAAGAGCAUGGCCUUUUGCUUCAGGAAAGCUUUCCACUACCUUCAUCCUACCAGGUUCUCUUGGGCAUCGAGGUGCCACAUUAUUACUUUGCAAAAAAGUCAGGAGAAGCUGAGACAGAAGGACAAGCAGAGUCUGGCUCAAAGGUUUCCCAGAUGGUUGCCCGAAGACCCAUGAGAGAUUUUGUUGGAUUAGGAGACUGUGAUAAGACUACCCGGGAUGCCAUGCUGAACUUCAGCUUCCAUCUGACUGCUGGAGACAUGGACGAGGCUUUCAGAGCCAUAAAGCUGAUCAAAAGUGAAGCCGUCUGGGAGAACAUGGCUCGCAUGUGUGUGAAGACUCAGAGACUGGAUGUUGCCAAAGUCUGCCUUGGGAACAUGGGUCAUGCCAGAGGGGCCAAGGCGCUGAGGGAGGCCGAGCAGGAACCCGAGCAGGAGGCCAGAGUGGCUGUGCUGGCCAUUCAGCUGGGCAUGCUGGAGGACGCAGAGCGACUCUACAUGUCUUGCAAGCGCUAUGACCUCCUGAACAAGUUCUACCAAGCCUCAAACCAGUGGCAGAAAGCACUGGAGACAGCAGAGCAGCACGACCGGGUCCACCUCCGCACCACCUACUACAACUACGCCAAGCACCUGGAGGCCACCGGCGACCACGGCCUCGCACUCACCCAUUAUGAGAAGUCGGACACACACCGAUUUGAGGUACCCCGAAUGCUCUCUGAAGACUUGCAAGCCUUGGAGACCUAUGUCAACAAGAUGAAAGACAAGAACCUCUGGAAAUGGUGGGCACAGUACCUAGAGAGCCAGUCAGAUAUGGAAGCUGCACUCAAGUACUAUGAACUGGCUCAGGAUUAUUUUUCCCUGGUGCGUGUGCACUGCUUCCAGGGCAACAUUCAGAAGGCUGCUGAAAUUGCGAAUGUAACAGGGAAUUGGGCUGCAUCGUAUCACUUGGCCCGCCAGUACGAGAGUCAGGAUGAAAUCAAGCAGGCUGUACACUUCUACACCAGGGCCCAAGCAUUUAACAAUGCCAUUCGCCUGUGUAAGGAGAACAAUUUAGAUGAUCUGCUGAUGAACCUGGCUCUUCUGAGCUCUCCAGAAGACAUGAUAGAGGCAGCCUGCUACUAUGAGGAAAAAACAGAGCAAAUGGACAGAGCUGUCAUGUUGUACCACAAGGCAGGACACUUCUCCAAAGCCCUGGAACUUGCCUUUGCCACGCAGCAGUUUGGGGCCCUCCAGCUAAUUGCUGAAGACCUGGAUGAGAAGUCUGACCCGGCACUGCUGGCCCGCUGCUCUGACUUCUUCAUCGAGCAUGGCCAGUACGAGAAGGCCAUAGAGCUGCUGCUAACAGCCAAAAAGUACCACAAGGCCCUGCAAGUUUGCCUGAAGCAGAAUCUGACCAUCACGGAGGAGAUGGCUGAGAAGAUGACAAUCGCCAAGGACUCCGAGGACAUCUCGGAGGAGUCUCGAAGGGAGCUGCUGGAACAAGUUGCCGACUGCUGUAUGAGGCAAGGCAACUACCACAUGGCAACCAAGAAGUACACUCAGGCAGGAAAUAAGUUAAAGGCUAUGAGAGCACUCCUGAAAUCUGGAGACACGGAGAAAAUUGUGUUUUUUGCUGGAGUAUCCAGACAGAGAGAGAUUUAUAUCAUGGCAGCCAACUACCUGCAGUCACUGGAUUGGCGCAAGGACCCGGAGAUUAUGAAGAACAUCAUUAGCUUCUAUACCAAAGGAAAGGCCCUCGAUCUGUUGGCAGGUUUCUAUGAUGCUUGUGCUCAGGUGGAAAUCGAUGAGUAUCAGAACUAUGAGAAAGCACAGGGAGCGCUGACAGAAGCGUACAAGUGCCUUUCAAAAGCAAAAAUGAGAAGCCCUCUGGAACAGGAAAGCAAAAUAGCACUUCUGCAAAGCAAGAUGGCCCUGAUCAAGCGAUUCAUCCAUGCUCGGAGAAUUCACUCUGAAGACCCCACAGAAGCGGUGAGACAGUGUGAACAACUCCUGGGUGAACAAGAUCUCGACAGCACCAUCCGUCGCGGGGAUGUCCUGGGGUUUCUGGUAGAACACUAUCUGCAAGUGCAGGAUUUCCAUACGGCUUACCGCUACCUGGAAGAGAUGCGGAAGAGAAUUCCGGGUGGGAACCCAAGCUACUUCGUGCCUCAGGAGACCGUGGAGGCCGUUCACCGAGGAGCCGGCGUGCCCUUGAGCCGAACGCUGGCGCCAGAGCAACCUGGGCACAGCAGUGUGGACACCAAGGAGGUGGAGGAAGAAGUGGCUGAUGAGCUAGAGGACCCCUGA